AUCAUCCAUGCUUGUUUUACCGAGCAGGCCUGCCGUGUCCCCGUCCGGCGACCCGGUCCGCACACGAGAGUUUAAACAGGCGGGCGAGCAGGGCGGCCGUCGACACGGGACUGAAGCCACCGUCGCGGCACCAUGAGGCGCCGACUGCUGCUGGCGUGCCUGGCUCUGCUGGUGCCGUUGCUGGCGGCGCCGCGGGCGGCCGUGGCGCGGGAGUACGCGGCGGUGUUCAGCUUCGGCGACUCCCUGUCGGACACCGGCAACCUCUGCGUGGACGGCAUCCCGGACUACCUCGCCACGGCGCGCUCGCCGUACGGCAUGACCUACUUCGGCUACCCCACGGGGCGCGUCUCCGACGGCCGCGUCGUCAUCGACUUCAUCGCGCAGGAGCUGGGGCUGCCGCUGCUGCCGCCGUCCAAGGCGAAGAACGCGACGUUCCACCGCGGCGCCAACUUCGCCAUCACGGGCGCCACGGCGCUGGGCAUGGACUUCUUCGAGGAGCACGGGCUGGCGCGCGCCGUGUGGAGCUCCGGCUCCCUCCACACCCAGAUCGGGUGGUUCCGGGACAUGAAGCCCAGCAUCUGCAGCUCCCCGCAAGAGUGCCGGGAGCUGUUCCGGCGGUCGCUGUUCGUGGUGGGAGAGUUCGGUGGCAACGACUACGGGUCGACCAUCUUCUCGUUCCGGCCACUGGAGGAGGUGGACGCGCUGGUGCCGCACGUGGUGGGCGCCAUCGCGCGGGGCAUCGAGGAGCUGAUCGCGGAGGGCGCCGUGGACCUGGUGGUACCGGGGCUGCUCCCCACGGGAUGCUUCCCCAUGUUCCUGUCCACGUUCAGCGACAAGCCGGCGGCGGCGUACGGUCCCCGGAGCGGGUGCGUCAAGGAGCUCAACACGCUGUCGUGGGUGCACAACGCCGCACUCCAGCGCAAGGUGGAGGAGCUCCGCGCCAGGCACCCCGCCGUGCGCAUCGUCUACGCUGACUACUACACGCCGGCUAUCCAGUUCAUCCUCCACGCCGAGGAGUACGGGAUGCUGAAGCAGAUGCCGCGAGCGUGCUGCGGUGCGUCAGGUGUGGGGGAGUACAACUUCAACCUGACGUCCAAGUGCGGCGAGCCGGGGGCGUACGCGUGCCAGGACCCUUCCAACCACUGGAGCUGGGACGGCGCCCACCUCACCGAAGCCGCCUACGGCCACAUCGCCAAGGGCUGGCUCUACGGGCCCUUCGCCGACCCGCCAAUCCUCCACCCUUGAGGUCUCUCUGCUGCAGCCUCCACAGCCGCCGGCUAUAACACUCCACAUACGGAUACGGUGCGGCCGGCCGGUACCGUAUAUUCUACACACACGAGAAUAGGAAGCUUUUGUACGUAUAUCAGUUACUGUAGCUGUGAAUUGCUUCCUAUCGACACCCUUUUCUUUUUUUUUUUCUAAUAUAACUUUGUUGUUAAACAUCCUGUAUUCCUGUCCUAUGGCAUGUAUACAGUAUAGUACUACCGACUUUUUUUUUGUCAUUCAUGAUUCAUGUUGUGUAUACUUCAAAGUUCAAACUCACUGUGUGUGUGUGUGUGUGUGUGUGUGUGUGUGAAAACUCAGAGGACUCAUAUUUUAGUUUCGCGUAAGAAUUGUUUUUGUGCCCA
Molecule: messenger RNA, 1628 nt
Organism: Sorghum bicolor (sorghum)
Lineage: Eukaryota; Viridiplantae; Streptophyta; Magnoliopsida; Poales; Poaceae
Product: GDSL esterase/lipase At5g45910
Exons: 4
Coding region: 133-1245 (370 amino acids)
Molecular function (GO): hydrolase activity, acting on ester bonds
Source: RefSeq, a predicted model, not a curated record